CAGAUCUAGCACAUGAUUGCAUCUGAAGCAAACCAAGAUUCCCUAGUCAUAGAUCUUGAACUUUUGGACUACUGAUUCUUUCUAACUAGUAUAAAGGGUGUCAAGUUGCACUCAUUUCCUUAGCUCUUAAACUUCCUAACUAGAUUAGAUCUGGAUCUUUCUGCACCACUCAUUGCCUUCUUGGGAAACAUGUCAACUUUCUUGAUAAGGAUACUUCUUCCUUUGCUUAUCAUAGCAAUUACUAUUCCUCAAUGGUCAGAGGCAGAGUCGGAACAAUGGUGCAUAGCGGAUGAACAAACGCCAGACGAUGAGUUGCAGGCAGCCUUAGACUGGGCUUGCGGGAAAGGUGGAGCAGACUGCAGCAAAAUGCAGCAGGAAAACCAGCCUUGCUUCUUGCCCAACACAAUGAGGGAUCAUGCCUCCUUUGCUUUUAACAGUUAUUACCAAACUUAUAAGCACAAAGGUGGUUCUUGUUACUUCAAAGGAGCUGCCAUGAUCACUGAGCUUGACCCCAGUCAUGGUUCUUGCCACUAUGAGUAUAACCCCUGAUUCCAAUGAGACAGCCAAAACGAGAUACAACAAGAUGAAUAACUAUGAUUUUGCAUUUAUACAUUUUCUCUAUGUAAUGUUUUCUUUCCAAAUGAGUAUCCAUGUACUAUGCUUCAUUGGGAAACUGUUCUACCAUUACUCUUCAAUCUGAGAUACAACAACCUGUUUUCUA
Molecule: messenger RNA, 721 nt
Organism: Arabidopsis lyrata subsp. lyrata
Lineage: Eukaryota; Viridiplantae; Streptophyta; Magnoliopsida; Brassicales; Brassicaceae
Product: glucan endo-1,3-beta-glucosidase 1
Exons: 3
Coding region: 190-549 (119 amino acids)
Source: RefSeq, a predicted model, not a curated record